Molecule: messenger RNA, 642 nt
Organism: Symbiodinium sp. CCMP2456
Lineage: Eukaryota; Dinophyceae; Suessiales; Symbiodiniaceae
Source: the annotation of a GenBank genome assembly
AUGGCAUUAAGUGUGGCAUUUCCUUGUUGGCAGAACUCACCGAAGCGCCGCAGCAUCCAUGCAUCGUCGUUGACAGGGGCAACACUGUGUACGCCAAGCCCGGAAAGCGGAAGAGUGGCCAGGCGCAGCCUCUACAGCUGCUAUACCCUCUACUUUCGCCGCUGGCGAUACUACGAAGAUCGAGCCCGGCGCAAUCUGCGAAACCGGGCAUACAACAUUUUCAUGAAGAACCGGUACAAGAAGGCAAUGAAGAAGGUCCUGCGAUACGUGGUUGAGUUGGAAUAUGGAGACAAGCAGCCUGCGAGUCACCAGGAGGUAAUGGACGAGGUGAAGGACAUACUUGAUGAAGCAUGCGAGACAAUCGACGAGGUAACAGUGCAGGGGGUGCUCCACCGCAACACUGCCGCGAAGCGGAAGGAUCGUCUUUUCCGUGGCAUUCUCCGGGCAUGCAUAAAGAAAGACCUAUUGCCUGAGCGGUCGGACGAGGACCGGUUCACGCCUGCCUACAAGCUUAUAGGCUACACUUUGCCAGAAUGCAACUUUGUGCGAGAGCCGCGGCCGUGGCAGCUGCCAGGAUGGAAGUCACCCUGGAUGCUGAAGUGGGAGUGGGAAAAGUGGCGGAAGCUGACUGGACGCAAGUGA